GGAAGGGGUAAAAUCGAUCAUCCUCUGGUGCUAAGCAUGGCAUCGAAGGCAACACCGACGACUGGCCUCGAUGAGAGUCUUCCCCGCAAGUUGACGGCCGUGGGAGUCCUUGGUGAAGUAGGAGCUGCGUACACGGUAUACGAGAAGAACUGGUUCUGCUCUGAAUGCAAGCACGAGAACUACGCGCGUCGACCGCGUUGUCUGCGGUGCCGCGCCCCAAAGGUGCAAGCGCCGGACGCGCUGGUGUACAGCAAGACAAAUGAAGGCAGCAAAUGGCGCGAAGCAUUGGAUCCAUCGACCAACAAGAUUUACUACUAUCACAUCGAGUCCCAGGAAACGCAGUGGGAACGGCCCAAGGAAAUGGGCGCGGCGCCGCACUCAACGGGGUGGUUUGGACGCGGCCAAGCCGGCCACGACAACUCCAACAAGUACGAGGACCUGAACACCAAGUACCUUGCGCGUCCUGCGCGGAAGCAGAUCGAAGCGAUGCCGAACCGGAACACGCGCAUGGAAGGCGCGAACGAGUACAACAUUUGGUACGACAAGUACAUUGGCGACCACUGGGACAACACAAAAGAAAAGGACCCAGCCGAGCACCGCUGCUGCCUCGAAACAGAUGCCGGGCACACGAAGGCCGACAAGAUCGGCAAGGCCAACAAGUUCUUCUGCCUCCAUUUCGCGCGCGGUGGGUGUGCGCGCGGCGCCGGGUGCAACUACUUCCACCGGCUGCCGACAAUGGCGGACGAGUUGCGGCUAGGGAUGUUGCACGACUGCUUCGGUCGCGAACGACACGCCACCGACCGCGACGACAUGAGCGGCACAGGGAAUUUCAUGCGGAAUUCGCGCACGUUGUACGUGGGGGGACUCAAAAGCAAGAGCAUGACGGAGGAUGUGAUCAUGAGUGCGUUUGUCGAGUGGGGUGAAGUGGAGAACGUCAACAUUGUGCACCGCCUUGCCGUCGCUUUCGUCCGGUAUCGGCAUCGGACGUCCGCCGAGUUUGCCAAGGAAGCCAUGGGCAACCAAGCGUUGGAAGGCGACGAGAUCCUGAGCAUCAAGUGGGCCAUGGACGACCCCAACCCCGUCGCCAAGCAGGCGGCGCAGCGCGCCGACGCGGACGCGGUCGUGGCCAUGCUCAAGUCGCGCAACAUCUCAACCGCCCCCGCACCGUUUGAAUACCCCGAGGGGUACCACAUCCAACCGUCUAAGAAACAAAAGACGACCGACCCCAGCACGAUGUACCCCGACACGAACGACCAGUACACUGCGGCGCUCGAAGACGACAAGGCGGCGGCGCUGUUGUCGUACGCUGUCGAGGACGACGGCGCGGCGGAGUAGCAAAGGCAACAUGUAUGCAUCAAGGAUAAUCAUGUAGCAAGUUCCCAUCGUUUGCUUCACA
This is a messenger RNA of Aphanomyces astaci, 1396 nucleotides long. RefSeq lists its product as hypothetical. Gene Ontology annotation, molecular function: U6 snRNA binding; pre-mRNA binding; metal ion binding. The coding region runs from base 37 to 1335 and encodes 432 amino acids. Lineage: Eukaryota; Oomycota; Saprolegniomycetes; Saprolegniales; Verrucalvaceae. The transcript is spliced from 2 exons. The record is from RefSeq and is a predicted model, not a curated record. Gene Ontology annotation, cellular component: Prp19 complex; U2-type catalytic step 2 spliceosome; U2-type catalytic step 1 spliceosome.